CAAGCCACCGCUUUCUCUUCUCUCUCUGCUCCAGAGAAUUUCUAAAAGCGGCGUCUACUUUCCAAUCUACAGCUCUAAUGGCGACCCUUUAGAUUUGGCAGACUGUUCUUCGUUGCUUUUUCUGGUUCUCUAUGCUUUGGCUUCGAGAUUUUCGUUGUUCUAGUUGAAGGUUGGUUGGUGCUGGAAAUGGCGAAUCCGGGAUCGAGUUCUUGGACCAGCGGAUACGAGACCCUGAUUAGAGCAUCAAAGAUCGGUUUUUUGCUGCUUUGUGCCCUCUCAGCCGUCGCGGCCGGCAGAGUGGCCGUUCCCGCCGCCGCCGAGGCUCUGGCCGUUGCCUUCCCAGUCUACCGGGAGGCUCUCCGUUCCUGGCUCGCUCCGCCGUACCUCUUCGUCGCCGUCCAUCUCAUCAUCUUUGUCAUCUGGAAGCUCUCCGAUCAGAAGCAGCUGCAGGAGCAGCAAGGCCGAGAGCAAUGGAAGCCUAAAAGGUCCAACUCUUUGGGAUCUCCUCCUGUCUCUGGGCUUUUGGCCGAGAUGCCUCCGUCCUCGACGGCGGCGGCAGUUCUAGCGCCGGAUCCCGUUGAGAGUCCUCCAUCAAGCCUCACGACAGACUCCGACGAGGUGCACGUAAUCUCGUCGGCGGUCAUGGGCAAAAGGGGCUCCGAAGAGGAGGACGAGGCGGCGGCAAGGGAGAUAGCGAACGAGUCGAUGGAGGCCGCCUGGAAGGCUACCACGGAGAACAGUACUCCUCGCUCUCCGGCGAUGUCCCGCCGCAAAGCCAAUCAACCAGCAGAAGCUCCCUCGUCGGCCACCACUGACCACGAAUUCAACCGGCGAAUCGAUGAUUUCAUCAAGAAGACCCACGAGCAGAUCCGUCUCCUUAAUGGCGGCGAGCGGCGGCCCAAGGAGAUCCAUCGAUCGAUGAACAAAUAAAAAUCUAAUCUUUAUCCUUAUCUUCUUCGUAUCCCUACAAAACCCCUUCUGUUGAAAGCUUCCAAUGGCAAAACAUGUCCAAUUUUCCUUUUACUUCAAGCAGACAAAAUCAACAUUGCUCACAGACAAAAUGUUUAGCUGCAACAUUCUUCGUUUGAUGUAGCCUAUUCAACUUCUGAAACCCCUUCACCCUGCAUGUAGCUUCUUUGUUCGAUCAGUAUUGUUCUACCUUUCUUCUCGAUGGUAACAAUUCUUUGGCAUAGUUUGCAUUCAGUGUGAAGUUUUUUAUGUUUCCCCAGAAGUUGUUUCAUGUCAGGCACGCUUUUCCUGCUCACUGUCCUCAUCUUGCAGAAGGGCAGUUGCAGUUUACCUGUCAAAAAUAAGAAGGGCAGUUGCAGUUUGCUAGGAUUGUAAACCACAGCUUGUAUUUAUUUAUGUUCAUAUUAAAAGUUUAAUCGUAUCCUUUCUUGGUC
This is a messenger RNA of Zingiber officinale, 1403 nucleotides long. RefSeq lists its product as uncharacterized. The coding region runs from base 187 to 930 and encodes 247 amino acids. Lineage: Eukaryota; Viridiplantae; Streptophyta; Magnoliopsida; Zingiberales; Zingiberaceae. The transcript has a single exon. The record is from RefSeq and is a predicted model, not a curated record.